AUCUCAUUCGAUGUAUCUUCAGGUAGACUUCAACUAAUUUGUCACAAACAAAACGUAUUUCAAUAUCUUUUGAUUUUACUGAAUGUCUUAAUGCACCAACAAUGCGUCGAUUAAACGUUAUGUUUGUGGUAGCGCUAUGCACAAUAGUGGUCACUGGGCGACACAGGAGCAAACACCAUAAAUUAAUUGAAACUCAUGUUGAUAAUCUUCAACUUAAAGAAGCUUCUUCUUUAUUGGACGACGAUGAUGCAGUUUCUGUCAAGAAGGUGGUCCUUGGAAACUCUUAUAAAAGAGCAGCAACGACCCAAGAUGCUAAAGAUUCUGAUAAGAAAGUUGAGGAUGCUACAAGUAAACUAAAGGCAGAGAUUGGAAAAAUUAAUAUUGAUGAAUUUACAGCAACGGAUAUGCUAAAAGCUAAAGGCGGUGUGGAAACCUCUCUUAAUGCUGUUGAAGGAUUUUAUGACAAAUACAAGAAAAAUGACAAGCUCGGCAUGGCGAUUUCUGGUAUUACCAUUGUCUCUGGAUUGGCUACAGUUGUUGGUGGCCCAGUUGGAUACGCUGUCGUCAUGACGUUAAGUCUGUUUAAGCUUGGGUUAACUCUCAUUGAUAAAAGAUUGAAGAAACCAGAAGUCGAUGAGUCUACAAAGUUACAAAAAAUUAUUGAAAAGGCUUUACAGAAAUUUCAAGAAUCCGGAUUAAAAGCUGAAUGGAAUGGCUACGAACGAUUGACCGACUUGUAUUUAAAGCAUUUAGAGUUUGUUGACCAUUUUGAUGAUAAAGAACUACAGGAUGCCAAUGAGGAGCAGCAAAAGAAAUUCAAAAUGGAUGAAAUGGGAGGACUGACAGAAGUAAAGGAAGACAUGUUUGAUGUUGUCACACCUCAAAUUUACAAGGUCCUAAUGUCCAGUUCUCAACUACUUGGUAAAGUUGAAUACGAAAUCUCCAAGAUCUGCGAUUUCGAGAUUGAAAUGAAAAAAGUGAACUCGAAAUUUCAAUUUAAUAAAUUUGGAACUACAGAGCAAGAGCCCACACCUACUCCAGAGGAAUUAAAAGAAAAACACUCACUUGCUAAAUCGUGUCUAGGAAUGUAUGAGCUGUACAGUAAGAUAAGCUCCUUCCAUUAUCAAACAUAUUUGAAAAGCCUUAAAGCAAUCAGCGGAAUCAUCGGUGAAAAGGAUGAAAAACCUGGUCCGAAGAGUUCGACAUCAACAUCGACAAAAGGUGGCACACAGAAUGAUAAGGAAACAUCAUCAAAAAGGAAAGCAUUUAUCUUUAUGCAAUUACUCUUGGAUAUGAUACAGAAUUCAAGGGAACACAACAAAAAAAUUUUCAGACCAUUCCUUAGUCCUUUUAGUAACUACAAAAUGCGCUAUACCGUGAACUAUUAUCACAACUAUGCAGGCAAUUACGAGCAUUUGUCGUCUUACUUGAAUGACCUGUACAGUGACAAGAUAAUGAUGGAAGAAGUACUCAAUGACGUAAUGCUCUGCAGUCAGCCAUCAUUGCUUGGUUCCUGCUACGUUGAAGAAAACACAGACUCAACCAACUUAAAGGAAGGCAACUGGAGAUCAGCUUACAUUCCAAUAGGGAAAUCUAUUACCGUCACAUACAAAUCAGGUAACAAAGAUAUCCAAAGUGACCCACCGAUUCAACUUAUAGGACCAAGUUCUAUGGGGAUGCUGUUCGCCCUUCGCGAAAAGGAUAAAGUUCAAGAUAUUAAAGAAAAAUCAAAAGUUACCAUCGCUGCCAGUGACGCUGGAAAGAAGAAGUUCUUCAAAAUGUGCGCAACACACCGUUAUAAUCUUGACGAAACUGAUUACCAGACCUCAGCAUGUACAAUGGUGGAGUUUAAAGAACCAAAGACGGUUAUUCAAUUGGAAAAAAUUAAGUCUCCAACCUUAUGGAAAGGUAAAAACAUUAGCAUAGCAAGCGACGAAGCUGAUCUUGCGUUUGUAGGAACUGGAUACGUCGGCACCGAAUUUAAAAAGCAACUUCCGAAUGUCCGUUGGGGACCAUUUUUUAGCCCAAGAAGAAUGUCAGAACUUCCUGGUAGUGCUGCUUGGGACACCAUCACUGUGUAUCGAUACAAAAAUGAUGCAGAAAGUGAUGUCAAAAAGCAAGCAGAUAAAGGGCUCCUUUGCAGUGGUGAAAAUAACCUUCUGUGUCAAGAUGACUUUAUCGAUAAAAAACUUUUCGUCAAAAUUUGCAAAAAACCAGAAUUGAAGGGUUACUGCGAAGAAGUUCCUGUGAUAAGAAGUGAGAUAGAAGGCAAACCUAAAGGGAAAGUUGUUAACCUUAAAGUCGUAAAUGGUUACGGUCUGCUUAGUCUAAUAUCUCUUACUGAUUAUGCCUACGUGACCACGGAAAAAAAGCCAGGUGAAUACACAACAACAAACUUGAAGUCGUGGAAUAACAUCGAUAACUCUAUAUGGAUGCCAAUCGUUAAAGACAAAAAAGCAAGCAAUUUAUUGAAAAGUAUGAAGGUGCCUGAAGAUGUAAAGGUGGAACUUUACACUGAAUUGAAUGGAGCAGGCGAAAUGUAUGGCCCUUAUGUAGGACCCCUCACCGUUGAUUAUGUUGAUGGAAAUGAUCUGUUGUCCAAUCUAAUCAAAUCGAUGGUAAUCAAGUAUUCGCCGAAAAUAUCAAAUACGCAAUCUUUUUAAAUUCGUCAAAGAUCUAUUAUAUGAGGAAAGGGGCAUGUGUGACACUGCAAGUCUGUUAGAUGGUUCAGACAGUUUAAGUUUAAAUGUGUCUCUACCGUAUUGUUGACAUACGUCCUUAUAUAGUGAGCGUAAAUAUAGAAUUUGCUUUUCAAUAAAAAAGUCGUGUUUGAUCGUGUCUGUGUCUGAUCUCAAAAGAUCGCCGCGUAAUUAAGAAAUUGCUGCGUUUUCUUUUAAAAGCGUCUUAUUUUUUAACAAACAUAAUUUUUGGCAAAUGACAUGGUGGAAACAAAGUUUUCCUUGACUCUCGGGUUAUAACUAUUAAGUUUGGUGCGUGUCUUGGUGAAAUCCUUUAGUGAUGAUGAUCCAUGUCCAGUGAUUCUAAUUGGGAAAUUGGAUAAUUAUGAUCCUUGUGAAAUAUAACUUUUUGGGGAGAUUAGUUGCCAUUCUAAAUAUAAAAGUUAUUCUUUUAAUAACCGCAUUAUAGUAUUACAAAAUGCGUCAAUUUGCACCUUUUGUUAUUACACAACGCAGCACGUGUUACAAAAUGACCAAUUUACUACAAAACGCGGCACGUGUUACAAAAAGAUCCGUUUAUUAUAAAACGCGUCACGUGUUACAAAAUGACCAAUUUACUACAAAACACGGCACGUGUUACAAAAAGAUCCAUUUAUUAUAAAACGCGUCACGUGUUACAAAAUGACCAAUUUACUACAAAACGCGUCACGUGUUACAAAAUGACCAAUUUACUACAAAACGCGUCACGUGUUACAAAAUGAUCAAUUUAUUACAAAACACGGCAAAAUAUUUCUCCACUUCGCUCCUCUUCUCGGUGGUAAAUAAAAAAAGACGUUAAGUUUCCCGGCUAUAACGCAUAUUUGUUUAUCCUAUAAAUAGUUGGAAUGUAGCGCUCCACUUAUGACAUAUUAAAUCACUGCUGUCUAUUGAAACAAUUAAAUUAACUAGUCGUUAACCCGUGGAAAAUCCACGGGUUCGCCCGUCCUUUUUAUACUGUUUGGUGCGUCUUGCUACUUGCGCAGCUAAGCUACCAUUUUGUGUGACAG
Molecule: messenger RNA, 3724 nt
Organism: Hydractinia symbiolongicarpus
Lineage: Eukaryota; Metazoa; Cnidaria; Hydrozoa; Anthoathecata; Hydractiniidae
Exons: 4
Coding region: 102-2663 (853 amino acids)
Source: RefSeq, a predicted model, not a curated record